AUGUCAGCGCCCAGUAUGGCAACAGCAGUAAAUAAUUCAGACGACGAAGAUGACUGGAUUUUUCAGUCGUUCAACAGGUAUAACAAUUUGCACAUGUAUGACCUACAGCAUCCAACACGAAAUAUUCAGUGGACAGCUAGCAAUACGGUCGUCAUCGCUGGUUGUGAAAAGGAAAAGCGCAGUGAGAUCAUCGAACUUUCCCUUCCCGACAAGCUUCUUGCUGCCGCUGAAAUACAGGGCCUCCACAAGGACAGAGAUUUCAGACUUGUGCAGGGCGGAUUCUGCCAGCAUGCGAUUCACGCACUGCGGUGUGUCAUCAAGGAGCGACUCAUUGCCACGACGACAGCAGCAGACACAGGGGUCACCGUGUGGAAACUGGAUUCAGAGGAAGGAGGCGUCAUCUCUCCCGUGCGCACGGUGACGACCGGCGUGACCGGUAGCCCCCUGGCGGCGGCGGCAGCGGACAGCAGGGUCGCCUUCAUCGACUCGCCGCAUCGUGUCUCCGUCGUCGACGUCAGUUCUCCCGAGAACACGCUACACACGUAUGACGUCGCGGACGACUCCUCCGCCAUGGAGUUCACGGACGCGCACACGCUCGCGACGUGUGGGGGCGCCACGGGUCGGCUCACGCUGCGGGACACGAGGUGCGACGACGGGGCGACGGCCGGGAUCACGGAAAUCCCCGUCACGCGCACGGGUGACGCCGCGUGGACGUUCUGCUCAGCAGGUGGCAGCAGCUGUUGUAGGUUCUAUCGGCUGUCGUCGGGCGGCCGUCUCCUCUGCACCGACGCCCGACGAGUGAACGGCACUUACUGGGAAGCGGACCUUGCGAUGAGCUGCGCACAGACGUGGCAGCACCUCUGCAUGCAGGCAUCGCCGGCGACACCUGGUGUUGUCUCAGUAUCCGGUUUCGACAGCAACGUACGCCUUUACGACCUCUCCGCGUCUCCGACCGAAAGCCAAUCGCAAGAGGCGCAGCAACCGCGCGACGAGGAAAGAUGUCGCUCGGCCGCGCGGCCGAUGUUUGUGCACGACGGACACUCUGCCUGCGCGAACACGGACGCCGCGGCGACGGCGGUCGCCGUGACGACGCACGCGUGGCAUCCGGAGCAGACGAACCUGAUUCUGUCGUCUGCUAGCGACGGCAGUCUACACGCGUGGGAAUGGAGGGAACCGACGACAUGACUCACGCGACGAAAUUCACAUUGAGACAUUCCGAUGAGGUGGCCAUCUUGUACGUUUACCGCGUCGUUUCGUACGAGGAAAUCAACACGGGUGACAGCUAAACACCGUCAGAUGUCUGGACACCAAUUUGGAGCACCGUGCAUCAAGCUUACUGAGAUUUUUGACCCUGUAUACAGAUUAUGUACAAAUGAAACCAUUGUUAUAAUAGAAUAAUCUACUUUAAAAUAGAAUAUACA
Molecule: messenger RNA, 1421 nt
Organism: Priapulus caudatus
Lineage: Eukaryota; Metazoa; Priapulida; Priapulimorpha; Priapulimorphida; Priapulidae
Product: WD repeat-containing protein 73-like
Exons: 7
Coding region: 1-1185 (394 amino acids)
Biological process (GO): cytoplasmic microtubule organization
Cellular component (GO): cytosol; spindle pole
Molecular function (GO): protein binding
Source: RefSeq, a predicted model, not a curated record